AAGUUCCUAUUCGUUACAAACGAAUAAAGAUAAUAAUUAUUUGAGAAAAGAAAAGUUAUACAUCUUGGCACUGAAAUGUGAUCACCUUGAUAUUGAAAUAUUAUAAUGGCGUAUGUUUGAUUCACGUAUGUAUGAUAGAGCUAUAAUCGUUUUCCUGGCACAUUUUGUGAUACAAUUUCUAUUUGCUUGUUAUUAUCUACUUAUCAACUAUGCUGUAUAAUCACAUUAAUAUAACUUACUCUGAACACAGCUAUAGCAUACUAACAUAAUGUUGACAGAAUGGAAAUAGAACAUGGUAACAAUGUACUUCAGCUUGGACCACACCCAAUUAUCUUAAGGAUAGUGUUUUCACCGCAACAAUCAAUUGAUUGGAAAAUUAAUGGGAAUGUUACCUUUCAUGAACUGUUAGACGUGAUAGAUGGUUACAUGCAAGCAAAUGGCGAGCGAAAACCAACUGCUUUUGAGUAUGAAGAUGAAGAAGGAGACAGAAUUACUGUUAGGACAGACGAGGAACUAAAAGCAAUGAUUGAUUGGCAUCAAUGGAAUUGUGAAAAGUUAUCAAAUGGUAUUGGAGUGUAUCCCCUGGUAGUGUACCCUAGAGUCGGAAGAUCGCCAUCUCGUAGAAAUACAUUGGGCUUGACAGUGGAUGUAACAGCAUCGUCAGCUCAACAAGCAACUCGCCAAAGUAGUGGGGGAGGAUCAAGUGGGAGAAAACGACAUGAAAAUAUCCAAACUAUCUUAAGUAGUGGCCAGAUAUUUCAGCAUGACUUACAAUACCUAAACGUAGUUGGACAUGGUAAUGGCGGAACAGUGCAUCGAGCGUUUCACGUGCCCACACAGCAACAAGUUGCUAUAAAGAUUAUCCCGCUGGACAUAACUGAAGAAGUUCAACGUCAGAUACUAUCUGAAUUAGACAUUCUUUUUAAAUGCAAUUCUCAAUUCGUAAUUGGCUUCUAUGGAGCGUUUUUUAUUGAAAACAAAAUCUCAAUAUGUACUGAAUAUAUGGAUGGUGGUUCGUUAGAUAAUUAUGGGAAGAUUGAGCAGAAUGUGUUGGGCCGUAUUGCUGUUGCUGUAGUUAAAGGUUUGCAAUAUUUGUGGCAUCUCAAGGUGAUACACAGAGAUGUGAAACCGAACAAUAUGUUAGUGAAUACGCAAGGACAUAUCAAACUUUGUGAUUUUGGUGUUAGUAUACAGUUGGUAAAUUCAAUCGCAAAGACCUAUGUGGGUACGAAUGCUUACAUGGCACCUGAAAGAAUACUCGGCGAUGAGUACGGAAUUCAUUCGGACGUUUGGAGUUUGGGUUUAUCACUUGUGGAGAUGUCCACUGGUUCAUUUCCUUAUCCCUCGAUCAACACAAUAAAUAAUAAUAAUAUAGAUAAAGAUAUUAUUGCUCCAAUAGAGUUAUUGCAGUGUAUAGUAAACGAGAAUCCACCGAGACUGUCUAUGGAUUUGUUUGGAGACGCUCUUCGAGAUUUUGUCGAAAUAUGCUUACAAAAGAAUCAAAAGUCUCGUCCAACGCCUGAACAGUUAUCGCGACAUCCUUUUAUUCUUCAAAAUGACACUGAAAAUCAAAACGCAAUCAUAUCGGAGUUUGUUUGCAGUUACCGACGUCUGCAUUCAAUGGACGGUUAAAAAGAAAUCCGAGGUUUUUCAAACCGUUACAGCAUGCCGUCAAAUCACAAGGUGCUACCUUGCAGUAUAAUAUGAAAUGGAGUUUAAAGCUUUUAUUUUGCUAGCAAGGUAAAAACAGGUAUUCCAAAAAACACGGCGUCAAAACUCACGUCGAAUUCAUUGAUAUUAAUUUUAAUGUCGACUCAUAACUGCGAUGACGUUUUAUUUUUGAUGUUUAGGAGGAUGACAACUAUUUACCAUUUUUUACUACACUUAUUUUGAAUUUUAACAUAUACUCUGUUUUUAGCCUUUGAUUGGUUUUGUUAAUUUUAAGCUUCAGUGCAAUGCUUAAAACUAACUUGUAUUAUUUAUAAAAAUUAUAUUAUUAUAUAUUUCUAUUGUUUUGA
Hydractinia symbiolongicarpus is the source of this 2018-nucleotide messenger RNA. RefSeq names its product dual specificity mitogen-activated protein kinase kinase 5-like. The transcript is spliced from 21 exons. The coding region runs from base 280 to 1632 and encodes 450 amino acids. The record is from RefSeq and is a predicted model, not a curated record. Gene Ontology annotation, molecular function: protein binding; ATP binding; MAP kinase kinase activity. Lineage: Eukaryota; Metazoa; Cnidaria; Hydrozoa; Anthoathecata; Hydractiniidae. Gene Ontology annotation, biological process: MAPK cascade; protein phosphorylation.